Molecule: messenger RNA, 4601 nt
Organism: Xenopus tropicalis (tropical clawed frog)
Lineage: Eukaryota; Metazoa; Chordata; Amphibia; Anura; Pipidae
Gene: map3k19
Product: mitogen-activated protein kinase kinase kinase 19
Exons: 14
Coding region: 363-4220 (1285 amino acids)
Molecular function (GO): protein kinase activity; kinase activity; protein serine/threonine kinase activity
Source: RefSeq, a predicted model, not a curated record
ACCUGUAAUAUCCCAGAAUGCUCUGGGCACACACACACAUAGGAUGAAGGCAGCAAAUACAAAGCAGCCAUAGCCUCUCGGGGCAGCCCAUCCCUCCCUGGGCACAAUGAGGCUCUCAGCUGACUGUCGGUUUCCUUAGCAGCGCUCUGUCAACUAAACUAUUCCCAUCAGGGCGGCCGGAGCUGGAAGCAGGAAGCCUGGGGAAUCCGAGCUGUUUGUGCUCUUGGGCAAUGGGUAAUAAAGUGUGAGAUGUUCUAGACUGGCACGGAACUACCCACUGGCCAUUGUAUCAUGGUGACCGGCCACUGGCAGUGCCCAAUGUGCUGCUGGAACCCCUGCCUGUGAUCCACAUUAAGCCAAAGAUGAACGAGGAGUCUCACUUGCUGUUCCUGGAGGCCAUUUCACAUGGAGACCCCGACGCCAUCGCUCAAUGGACCGACCCAAAUCACAUAAACUUCCAACACCCAGUGACAGGGAACACUGCUCUGAUACUCGCUGUGGAAAGGAACCUCCCAGAGCUGGUGGCCCUGUUGUUGGAUCACGGUGCCGACGUUACCCUGAGCAAUGCGACCAAUGAGACGGCUCUCCAUGUGGCUUCAGGAGGAAUUCAGAUGCAGCUCCUUAAUGCCGUGCACAGAAGCGCUUUCCCUCACUUGCAACUGCUCCAGGCUGCGUGGCAAGGAAACCUGGAGGCCCUACAGCACUUACUGGUCAGAGAGAAGCGCCAGGACACAAACAUCCGCAAUGGGCAAGGUCUGACCCCCCUGAUGUUGGCACUGAGGGAUACCGACCUGUUUGAGGAGCUGCCCAUGGGCAGUGGCUACAGCCGGCUGUUAGUUGUGCAGGAACUUCUCAAUCACAAUGGAGACCCUUGGCUUUGUGAUUCCUAUGGGUUUUCAGCCAGUCACUAUGCAUCACGUAUCAGAGGUCCCUUAGGGCCACAGCUGCUGGAGUUACUACUCGCCUCUUUUCCAGACACCCAAGAAGAGCCCGUCUGUGACUUUUGUCCGGAUACAAAGCUGCCUUUAUAUAACACAUCUACAGCAGGGGGAGGCCAGACCCUCGCCCAUAUCCAGAGCUGCAGCCCGGGGCAAGGGAUAAAUCCUAAUAGAAAUUCCAGCAUCCAAGUGACCGAAGAAGACCCUUGGGAAGAAGCUGCCGAGGUCCCAAAUCCAGAUGAGGUUACCUACUCAAGCCUUCAACAAGCCCACACCACUCUCCAUGAAAUGGAAGGGGUGGAUAGAGCUCCAGACAUAUUAAAGGGCUCACUGGCCAGACUGUGGAACUCCAACUCUUUGCCAAAUGACAUUACCCUUAUGUACAACCCAUCACGGCACGCGUCGCUGCCGCCUUUCCCCCUAAGGAACGAUUGUCACGCCGCACAGAUGGACAGUCUGGGCCUGGGGUACCUCUGUCAGUCCUCUCACUCUGAGCCCAACAUCUCGGCAUCGUUACGUGGAACGGAUCUGCUUAGAGACAUUAAAGGCGUAAAGCAGCACAUAACCCAAAGAUUAACGUCACCCAGAAAUCAUACGCCUUCGCCGUUGCUGUGCCAGUCCCCUCGAGCAGUCAGGCUUACGCCGCUGGUGAUGGAUACGCCAAGAGGUAAAGCAGGAAGUGACAUUUCAGUCAAUGACCUUGUGUCAUUGCCAAUUUCCGAUGCCUUUGCCAAAUCAGCUCCCCAUAAACUUUGCAGUGGUAACAAAUACAGUAAUAAUAGUCCCUCUCCAGCCCCACAUAUUGCUGGGGACCAAGUCUUGUCUAAAAAUCAGAUUUAUCUCAGCAUGGAUGAAAGUUUUAUUAUUUCAGAAGAAGAGCAAGGCUUAGCAGCACCAGGGGCUGUUGGGAAUUCAGAGUCAAACAGAAAGGAAAGUCUCUUUGUACAGGCCAAAUGCAAAAGGACUGCAAAAAUACUUAGUGUCUUCCAGGGAGGGUCAACUGAGCUUCAUCAAAGCGAAAGGACAAUGACAAAACGCCAUGAAGAGGGGAUUAACCAGUCGCCAAAAUGGGACAAUAUUUUAAGUGCAAGAUUAAGCCAACGUGAAAACUUUGUAGGGAAAGCCGUCUCUGCAGAUCUGAUAAUUGCCACGUCCACUGAAACAAUGGAAAACGUCUCUGAAAUUCAAGAGGAUAUUGAUGAUAAGAGAGAACCCCUUGAGGGUAAAGACCCUGGUAACUCAAUGCAGACGCCCCAAGAUGGACAAUUGCCUCUUGUUCAUAUUACGUUCUCUGAGCAGGGGCCACAAAGCCUCAAAGCCAAGAGUCCUCCACUUAAACAGUUUUUCAUGAAGCGAAAAACCAUUCUGUGUGGCGUUCCUCACAACGUAAACCACAGCUUUAAUGUCAUCGCUCAAAAAGAGAACGAGAAGGGAAAGAAGAAUAGAAAAAGUAGGACGAAGUCCGCCUGUGAUGCCCCGUCGAAGCAAAAACAAAAGCCUCUCUCCAUUAACAAGAACAUGAACAUUAAGAGUGUUCCACUACCUCCUCUGGAGUUAACGGGUUCUACCAAAAGAUUAAGAACCCCCCAGAAAGUCCCCCAUUCACAUCUACCUGGGUCAGAUAAAGGUGUAGAGAGAUCAAACACUCACUUGUCAAUGUGUCCAAAGAAAAAUAAUUCACCCGUUGUCACGACCCGCCAUCCUUUAACAAGGGCAAAUACAGCACCAGAUUUCACGAGCAUCACCUACCAUGACAUUUUCAAGAAAUUAGAAGCAAAUAAUGAAGGUCCAGAGAUAUACGAAAUGGUCGUGAUGCCAUUAUAUCCUCAGACUGGAGAUCCAGUAGACGUGUCCGGUUCCGUUUGUAGAGAAUCACACUCGGCUAUGUCUAAGAAAGGCUCUUCGUCUAAAGUUGCAAGGUCAUCUUCAGCUAAUGAGUCCAAUAGGAGGAGGAAACCCAAACGACCCAACUCUAAAAGCAAGAGAUGUGCUUCUAGGUCAAGCCUAAAGCAUAAGAAUUUAGAUGCAAGGGAUGAGGAUUGUGCCAUUGAAGAAAAGGUGGAGCAUGGCGUAAUUGUUAUUUCGGGAACGGACUGGCAAAUCAUUGAGAAGAGUAACAAUAUUCUCUUCGAUAGUAAAGAGUCGGUGGCUGUGGUCUUGGAACCCUUUCAAGACAAUAUUUAUCACGAGGACCUAUCUAUGAUAAAAGAGGCGACCAUAGAAAAUUCCCUCAAUACAAGCAGGACUUUUCAUGAUGAUCGGGUGAAGGGAUCUGGAGAAAUGAACCCAAAUCACUUUGAUGCAGAGGUUUUUAUACAGGAGCAGCCAAUUAAAUCAGUGCCGUCUACAGACAGUCACAAAAGGGAAACAAGAAGCAGCUCUGCUCAACAAGAAGAACUUGAGGAUUACAAAGUUGAUAAUACUGGUGGCGUACCUUCAUGUGAAAACAAGAAUAAUGCUCCAAGGGAAACCACAGAAGGUGGUACAGAAAAUGGAUAUGGCUUUUCCAAGAGCCUUUCCACAGAGGGUGACAUUGAGCAACUGACUGAUGAUUUGAUCCAUUGUCUAGUAGAAAAUCUCUUGUCUAUCGAUGAAAGAGAGUCUCAGGAUUCCAUAGAGUCGAUCAACACAGACACGGACGAUGAAAUAAUGAACGAUCAGGAUCAGAAGUGCAAAAGUCCCAGCCACAAUGAGUGUAACAAGUCUGCCAACACCACCAACAUCGACAAACUUGCUGACAGCUCCAUCAAUGGGUCUUUUCCUUGGACCAAAGGAGAAGUGUUGGGAAAAGGAGCCUACGGAACGGUAUACUGCGGUCUAACGAGCCAAGGAGAAUUAAUUGCUGCCAAGCAAGUUGUGCUGGAUUCCUCCGACCCAGUUACAGCACAAAAGGAAUAUAAGAAGCUACAGGAAGAAGUGGACCUCCUGAAAGCCCUGGACCAUGUGAACAUAGUUGGUUACCUGGGUACCUGCCGGGAGGAUAACAUGGUGACCAUCUUUAUGGAGUUUGUGCCCGGCGGCUCAAUUGCUAGUAUUUUGCGACGUUUCGGCCCAUUACAAGAGAUGGUAUUUAUUAAAUACACAAAGCAAAUUCUGCAAGGUAUCGUCUACCUUCACAGUAACAGGGUCAUCCACAGGGACAUUAAGGGGAACAACCUGAUGCUCAUGCCCAAUGGAAUCAUAAAGCUGAUUGACUUUGGAUGCGCAAAACGCCUGACUUACCUGAACAAGAGCGGGACGCAAAGCGAAAUGUUGCGCUCCAUGCACGGCACCCCUUACUGAAUGGCACCAGAAGUGAUUACAGAGUCCGGCCAUGGGAAAAAGUCAGAUAUAUGGAGCCUGGGCUGCACAGUGUUUGAGAUGGCAACAGGAAAGCCACCACUGGCCCACAUGAACAAAAUGGCUGCCAUGUUCUAUAUAGGAGCCGAGAGGGGACUUAUGCCGACUCUCCCUGAUCAUUUUUCUAAAAACUCAAGAGAUUUUGUAAAUCUGUGUUUAACCAGGGAUCAAGAGGAACGCCCUUCAGCAGAGCAGCUCUUGGCCCACCCAUUUAUGAAGAGGAGAACAUGAAAAUUCUACAUUUUGGGAAUAAUUCUCCGACAGCAUUUGUAGAAAUAACAUUUGUAAUAAAGAUCUGUAAAUAAAUUUGUAUUUUUUUCCUUA